UGUCGAUGAUGACAUGAUAAGAAAUGUCUUUAAAAGCCCUCUGACCAGGCUACUGAGGGGACACUUGAGAGUAAAACUGAGACACGAUGCUGCCAAUCCUGCUGCUGCUCCUGCCAGCCCUCAGUCCUGCUUCAGCCUGGAUUCCAGUGGAGGACUGGGAGUCGGGCAAUGUGACUGCAUCAGUGGGUGAGUGGGGUCAGUGCGUUUGUCAUGUGUAUCUGCCUGACACCACCUUUCCUGCCGACCGGGUCGAGCACAUGCAGCAAGUCAGCAAGGAUAUGAUCCUGGAAGUGGAAAUUCAAAUGAGCAAGAUGGUGACCUAUGAGGGUAAGUUGGAGGUCCACUUGAAGGAGCUUUCAGAGCUGACUAAGAGAGUGGUCAUGCUGGAGACUAGUGCGGACAGUUACAUCAAACUGGACUUUGAGCUGCUGAGGAUUGAGCUCAGAGAGUUUGAGGCUCUGGUGACCCAGCUCAAAGACUCGCUCAACUCCUCCUCGCCCAUGUUUGACAGCCUGUACACUGAGAUUCGCAACAUGACCCUCAUUGUGAACCAACUGGAGAGUUUUGACAAGAGCAACCUGGAGGUGAUCCGCAUUGAGUUCGCCAAGCUGCAGAGGAAGCUGGAGGAGUGCCAGAUAGAGCAGGAGCUCAUCAAGCCAGAUAUUGGCAACUGCAAUCACACGGGAAUCAUGAACAUCAGCAGACCAGUGGUGAUCCAAAUGAAUGCUAAUUUGGAUGCAGGCUAUGCAUACGGAGGCUGGGGUAAAGACUCCAAACCUCAGCGAGGCUCUGAGUCAAUGUAUUGGUACAGUGCAUACCAGAGUACCCAGCUGAGGAAUUUCUAUUUGUAUUCUAACUAUGACAACCUGCUACGGAGGUCUGCAUUCAAGUCCAUCAGCACAGCAUCAGGGUGGGUCGGGACCGGUAACAAUUACAUGGUUUACAAUAACGCUCUAUAUUACCAGAUCAACUCACCUUUCGGUAUGGCCAAACUGAACCUGACCACCUCCAGUUAUGGCCACAGAGUGAUCCCAACUGCCAGUUCGAGGUUCUCAUACAGUUAUUCAGCCAAUCAGAACUUGGACUUUGCAGCUGAUGAAAAUGGCUUGUGGGUAAUGUACGCCUCAGACCAGAGCAAAGGCAAAAUGGUCAUCGCUAAAAUAGAUCCGAAAUCUUUCGGCAUCGAGGACGAGUGGAACACCAAUGCAUUCAAACAGUUGGCCGGGAAUGCUUUCAUGGUCUGUGGAGUCAUGUAUGUCACCAGGUCAGUGGAUCUCACCACGGAGGAAAUCUACUACGCGUACGACACGAGGACCAACCAGGAGAAACACCUCAGCAUCCCCUUCCCCAAGUUCCAGGAGAAGUACAGCAACCUGGACUACAACCCCACUGAUCAGAAGCUCUACAUGUACAACAAUGGCUUCUACGUGUCCUACAAUGUGAAGUUUAACAAAGAAUGAUCCCUUCUCUUUAUGAUCUGCCGUAUUGUGAUUCAUACGUUUGAUCUGUAUUUACUCACUUUGUCACCGGAGCUCUGUUAUGCUCCGUAAGGCUAUGUAUUUUCCUUAAUAAAAUCCAAGUGAAGCAUUCAA
This is a messenger RNA of Acanthopagrus latus (yellowfin seabream), 1592 nucleotides long. RefSeq names its product olfactomedin-4. Bases 87 to 1460 code for a protein of 457 amino acids. The record is from RefSeq and is a predicted model, not a curated record. NCBI's taxonomy places the organism in Eukaryota, Metazoa, Chordata, Actinopteri, Spariformes, Sparidae. Gene Ontology annotation, biological process: signal transduction. The transcript is spliced from 5 exons.